UGUUGCUGAUGCUGUUGCCCGGCGCCUGCAUCCGAGCAUCCAGACGGGGGAAACCGACGGUCCAGCAGCAGCUCAGAGCACCGGGACAGACGGGGGAGUGAGACGGAUCUUCGGCAUCCCUGGAGAGCAGCAGACGCAGUGAGAAGAUGACUCUGGCAGCCUAUAAAGAGAAAGUCAAAGAGCUCCCCCUGGUGUCUCUGUUCUGCUCCUGCCUGAACCCACAGACUGCAGAAAAACCCACAUACAAGGCAGAAGAUGCGGUGGACCUGGGCUGGUGCGUCAUCAAAGACGUGGAGGUGAUCGAGCUGAACAAGCGAGCGUCAGGCCAGGCCUUCGAGGUCAUCCUGAAGCCUCCGUCCUUCGACGGCGUGCCAGAACUCAACACCUCCAUGCCGCAGCGCCGCGACCCGUCCCUGGAGGAGAUCCAGAAGAAGCUGGAGGCGGCCGAGGAGAGGCGAAAGUGUCAGGAGGCCGAGCUGCUGAAGCACCUGGCCGAGAAGAGGGAACACGAGCGGGAGGUGAUCCAGAAGGCAUUUGAGGAGAACAACAAUUUCAUCAAGAACGCCAAGGAGAAGCUGGAGCAGAAGAUGGAGGCCAACAAGGAGAACAGGGAGGCUCUGCUGGCAGCCAUGCUGGAGAGGCUGCAGGAGAAGGACAAACACGCCGAGGAAGUGAGGAAGAACAAGGAGAUGAAGGAGGAGGCCUGCCGGUAGACGAGCGAUGCUGACAGAGAGAAAAAAAACAGCAAGACUGGGGAGUUUUUGAGUCUGAAAAAAAAUACAAAUAAAUCAAAACAGUGCAGAAAAGAAUAAGAAGGAACUCAGCAACAGCAACCCGAACAAAAGGAAAAAAGGCCGGUUUUUGUAUUUGAUGUCUGCUGUGAUGAUUGUGAACAAGCUGUACAAAGUUCCAAACUCUUGAUGUUGAAAUUAGUCUUUUUUCUAAAGGGUGGGGAGGUCUGGGGCGACAGCAACACAACAAUCUACAGGUUUAAACAGCAGUGAUUGUUCGGUCCAGGAGGAGGUCAGAGAUAAGAACUAGAGCUCUCUAUUCCUGCAGUUUCAGUUGGACAGGAGGAAAUUAGAACUGCCUGCGUUGUAUUUUAGCAUCAUUAACCCUCCUGCCGUCCUCAUUUACAGGCAACAAAAAAAUUCCCUAAAUUUCUGAAAAUUUGCAAAACCUUCAGGAAGAAAAUUCCAAUAAUUCCUUAAAAGUUUCCCUUAAAAAUUUUAUUUUUUUUUUAAAAUCCCUCAAAUUUGGCAAGAAAAUUCUUGUAAAUAUUUUCAAAAAAUGAUUAAAAAUCUUCCAAAAAAAUCCAAAAAAUAUCUAAAGUGAUUCUAUAUAUAUCAGUAAAAAUUCUAAUAUUUUCUUUAAGAACAUUCACAAAAAAUCAACCAAAAUCCAGCAAAUUUCACUGGAUUGUGGUUGAUUUUUUUUGUGUGAAUAUUCUUAAAGAAUCACUUUUAACAUUUCUUUUUUUCCCACCAAAAAAUGUUCAAAGAUUUCCCAAAAAUGUUGAAAAUGUGGGCAUCAGAAAUUUCACUGUGAAAGUAGAUUUUUUCCCAUAUUUUCAAACUUUAAAACGGGUUAAUUUUGACCGGCAGGACGACACGAGGGUUAACUGAGCUGUUUUCGUCAGACGCAGUUUCACUCCAGCAGGAUUCUCAUGUAUCACACACAGGAAAUACCACACAAGGAUUAAAAAUAAAAACUGGUUUAGCUCUUGUGAUAAUUCUCUGCUGCACCAUUUCUGGGAUAUUCCAGUCUGUCGGGACGCUGAGCUCACUAAAGGCUUUGUGAAUAUGAAAUAAAGAAUCGCUCUUUCCUUUCUUUCUCUGGAGCUCUGGGGGAGUUGAAGAAAAACUAAAAAAUAAGCUUAAAAAGUGAGGAAUCUGUGCUGUUCCCGCCACCGUGGGACUCUCUGUGAAACUAUCUGUAGUGUAGUCGUAGAUCAGUGACAUGCUUUAGACUCUCUUAGAUUUAGAGCACUGAUUGCACUCUUCUUUCAUUAAGCACAACUCAAAAGCACAUAUGCAUCUGAGAAAGGACGGUUGAACAUAUAUAGUAAAAACCAACAAUAACACCACAAGUAGAGAGAAACAGCAAAAGUUCACAGUCUGGCUCGGUUUCUGGAGAGGACUCACUGAGCUCUGAUUGUUCCGUGGAAUUUAAACAGAACGAUGAGAUUCGGUUGUUGAGUCAUACUGACUUGGCUGAAACGUCUAAAACUGUUUGCACUGUACCGGGGGAGUCGUAACUUGGGGUUUGUACUUGCUGUAAGUGUGUCGCUGUAUAUCUUCCAGGCUGGACUGAUUAUAUCUACUAGGCAUGGUCAGUAAAAAAAAACUUGAAUGAA
Messenger RNA from Amphiprion ocellaris (clown anemonefish), 2356 nucleotides. RefSeq names its product stathmin-like 4 (gene stmn4). Gene Ontology annotation, biological process: regulation of microtubule polymerization or depolymerization; microtubule depolymerization; neuron projection development. Gene Ontology annotation, cellular component: neuron projection; cytoplasm. Gene Ontology annotation, molecular function: tubulin binding. Bases 147 to 713 code for a protein of 188 amino acids. NCBI's taxonomy places the organism in Eukaryota, Metazoa, Chordata, Actinopteri, Pomacentridae. The record is from RefSeq and is a predicted model, not a curated record. The transcript is spliced from 6 exons.